Messenger RNA from Eupeodes corollae, 8621 nucleotides. It is a transcript of the gene Dyrk3, whose product is annotated as dual specificity tyrosine-phosphorylation-regulated kinase mbk-2. The coding region runs from base 602 to 5056 and encodes 1484 amino acids. Gene Ontology annotation, biological process: peptidyl-threonine phosphorylation; peptidyl-serine phosphorylation. Lineage: Eukaryota; Metazoa; Arthropoda; Insecta; Diptera; Syrphidae. Gene Ontology annotation, molecular function: ATP binding; protein serine/threonine kinase activity; protein serine/threonine/tyrosine kinase activity. Gene Ontology annotation, cellular component: nucleus. The transcript has 8 exons. The record is from RefSeq and is a predicted model, not a curated record.
UCCAUAACUCAAACUCAAAAAAUAAACGAAAAACAAAAAAAAGAGUUACUAGAUUCUGAAAACGUUUUUGAGCGAUAUUUUGUAAACUGCCGUACUUCGUAUAAUAUUUUCUUUUAGACAUGAUUUAAAUUACACAAAAAUGUGCGUGUUUGUUUUGUUCUUGUGUAGAACAACUUGAGAACUUAAACAAAGUUAAAGAAAAGAAAAGUUGCAAAAGCCGCGUGGGUCCUGAUCUUUUGUGUAGCAUCGUACAAUAAUAACUUAUUGUUAAACAUGAAUACGUUUAAGGAAAAAGACAGAUUCUAUUACUUUAAGUAGAUGAACUAAAAUGGAUUUAAAAUUUCAACGUUUCUGGCCAAUUUGGGUGGCUGCAAAUCAACCUCUAUUACCACCAGCGAUUAAUGUUCAAUAUAAACAACGAAUUCAUCAUCAACCAAAGCACGAGCAAUAUCAGCCGCAGUACGAAGACCAAUCAUUGAAACAAAUAAAUUCAAUGUUAGUUUUAUUUCAUUAGCAUCAUCAUUAUUGGCCUAGAGCAUCAUAUUAUAGAAAUUUUAGUCAAAUUAAUAUGCUUAGUUCAUUUUGAAUUGAAGUUUGGGCAAUGAUAUUUAGUAAUCAUUCAAAGAAACAGUCAUAUUCGUCCAAAGAAGCAGAACGCCGAGAAAGAACUUCCAAACUAGAUAGGCAAGAUAAAAGAAGUACAAGCAUAGGAGAAAACAAAAUAAAUUGUCAACAGAAUCCAGAUCAGAAUUUAUCUUCUACUACUUCUAAUUGGAAUGACUCAUCGUCUAAAGUAGAAAAUAAUGACAACUUAACUAAACAUCAAAAGAAACUUAUAAGGUUCAAUUUACUAAACGGUAUAUUUGGCCGAUCGUUAGGAAACAUAGAAACAGCAAAACGUAGAUCAAUUAUCACAUCAUCAACUUUAGAGGCCCAAGAAGAAGCAGUACCUACAUUAUCAGUUGCUUCAUCUAGAUCCAAUCAUCAAUGGCGUCAUGGUCAAUAUUAUUACGUGAAUAUUCAGCAGCCAUAUAGUAAUAAUUUUGAUAGUCAACAUUUUAAAAAUAAUGCGGUUUAUAGCAAAUUUGUCCCAAAAUCUCAGCAAUCACCAUCACCAUUUAUAUCUCGUUCUUUAUUUGAUCUAUCUAACAUUGGUGUUAUAAGUCAGCAAUUGCCAUUGUUUGGUGAAGUGCAGCAGAAUUCAAAGCUAACAUCCAAUAAUUUGUUUGAUUGUCGUUCUUAUUCUUUCUCCGACAAAGCAGAGAAUAAUCAAGAAAAGUCAGAAUUUAAUACUACGGCUUAUAGUUGUGGUGCUAAUAAAACAAUCCCACUUUCUGUUCGCUCUCGUUUCUGUGGUUACAGGAGUCAUCAAUUAUUAUAUGAAAGUAAUACAAAUGCAAGUAAAUAUAACUUUUCUAUACUACUAUCGAAUCCGAUAUCGACAUCUUUAACCACUCUUAGUGAGGAACAUGAAGAAUAUAAUGUUUUUCCAAAGAAUUCAAUAUUUAAUUUGCACUCUUCGCGUAGAUCUAAUUUAAGAUUAAACCUUAUUAACUUUUCAGAACAAUCGUUGUCAAGAGAUCGAGAAAGCGAGCUACUUUCUCCAGUUCUAAGUUUCCCCUUACGUUCAACUAUUCCACUGCCCUCGCCUUCUAUAUCGCAUAAGAGUUUAUCCUUAGAUGAAUGUCGCUAUAAAAAGCAGCUGCGGAACGGAUCAUUUUAUGGAAAUAGUAUUUUCGAGAAUCUAGAUCGUCAUACAAAUUAUAUUAAUAAAUAUUACACUAGAUACGAAAAUGAAGAUGACGACGACUACGUCGAUGAUAUCGAAGAAGAUCAAGAUUUAGAUUUCAUUGAUAGUGAGGAUUUUGUUGAUGAACAAGAAAGUCAAUAUAACGAAUUGACACUAAAUUCAAAAGAUAAUCAGAAUCAAAAACCUAACCAAUAUCAAAAACAAGCACAAUUCAAACGAAAAUAUAAUACAAUUCAAUGCGGAUCAUCGUCAUUUGUAAAUGAAGAGGUCAGCAAUAACGAAAUGUUGGAUUCAUCAUUGUCACAACACCAUCUCUCACAACAGCAACAAUCGCAAACACAAAAUCACGUUCAUCGAACCACUCAGAGUCUAUCUAAUAGCACCCUAAAUAGACCAACUUCACCUACUAAUAGGUUUUUAAAUGACAUUGAAUCAGAUCUCGAUACUAUCGUCCCCAGCAGUAUUUCAUUAUCGUCGUCCUCUUCAUUAAGUACAAAUAAUAAAAUUGAUAAAACAUCAUCGACCUCGUUGAAUGACAAGGGCUGUGAGACAUUACCGCAUUUUAUGAACAACAACAAUCAUUGGAAUAACGGAGACUCAAACUCAAGUUCUAUUAGUAGCAGCUCUUUUCGCCCCAUAAAUAAAUUCUCGUCGUCACUCCCGUGCAAUAAUAAUAUAAAUCGUUCUGGUUUUCCAAUUGCUGUUGCCAAAUCAAAUUCAAAUUCAAAAGUCAAAAUGGUGGGUACUGAGCAAACUCAACAGCAGCAAUCUCAUCAUAUUCACCAUCAUCAUCAUCAUCACAACAGUUUACCAACAGUUGCUGCUGCGGUAGGAAGUAUAGCAGCAUCGUCCAACAACGAUAGUUCCAACAAUAUAAGUUCAAUGCUUGGUCAACAAUGUGUCUCCUAUUUACAUUCGGACACAGGAGCGGGAGGAACGAAUAUGGCUACAAAUAGUAAUAAUGUUAAUAAUCAAGGCAAUCAGCAUAUUCAAUCGUUAUCCAAUGAAGGAACCAAUAGACUAAAUGAUGAUAUUGAUCAACCCUUGUCAGGUGGAUUUAUAUCAAACGCGAGCACAUCGUUGUCUUCAAUUGCUACUUGCAAUUCUUCAUCAAUGCCUGAUAGUGUAGUUUGCGGUGGAAAUAAUGGAACGAUUACAAUGCCUAAUUCAACAGAAGUGUCACCACAAGCGACAAACAACAAACACUCUACAGCAGCAAUAACGGCAACAGCCACAGCAACAACAUCAUCUAUCUGUGUGUUUUCAUCGGCUACAACAUCCGGAACAACUGCAACAGCAUUGUCAACUAGUAUGGUACGAGUUGAUGGAAGCAAAUAUCCACUGCAUGAACAAAUUAUAAUGUCUGGUCAGCAGAAAAGCGCCCUUCAAGAGAAACCAAAACCUCUAGUGGUGUCGCCACAACAAGUUAUGGUCCUUUACAUGCACAAGCUCACACCAUAUGAACGAACUGAAAUAUUAGCAUAUCCCCAAAUUUAUUUCAUUGGUGCAAAUGCUAAAAAGCGACCCGGGAUUUUUGGUCCUAAUAACUCUGAUUAUGACAAUGACCAAGGUGCCUAUAUUCACAUACCCCAUGAUCACGUUGCAUACCGAUAUGAAGUAUUGAAGAUCAUCGGCAAAGGCAGCUUUGGUCAAGUGGUAAAAGCUUACGAUCAUAAGACUCAUGAGCACGUGGCCUUAAAAAUGGUUCGAAACGAAAAGCGUUUCCAUCGUCAGGCCCAAGAGGAAAUAAGAAUACUAUAUCACCUACGCAAGCAGGACAAAUAUAAUACUAUGAAUAUAAUCCACAUGUACGACUAUUUUACAUUUCGUAAUCACAUGUGCAUUACGUUUGAAUUGCUAAAUAUAAAUCUGUACGAGCUGAUUAAGAAAAACGGAUUCAAAGGAUUUAGUUUGCAAUUAGUACGAAAGUUUGCUCACUCAUUGCUGCAAUGCUUGGAUGCGUUGUAUAAAAAUAAAAUAAUUCAUUGUGAUAUGAAGCCUGAGAAUGUGUUGCUUAAACAACAAGGCCGUUCUGGCAUAAAGGUUAUUGACUUCGGAUCAUCUUGCUAUGAAAACCAACGAGUUUAUACAUACAUUCAAUCACGUUUCUACAGAGCUCCCGAAGUAAUAUUGGGAGCAAAAUAUGGAAUGGCGAUUGAUAUGUGGUCGCUGGGAUGUAUUUUGGCUGAACUGUUGUCGGGCCAUGCUUUAUUUCCGGGUGAAAAUGAAGACGAUCAAUUGGCUUGUAUUAUUGAAGUAUUGGGAAUGCCUAAUAAGAAUAUCCUAACCAAUGCGAAACGCACAAAGAACUUCUUCAAUCCAAAGGGCUACCCGCGGUAUUGCAUGGUCAGGACAAUGCCUGAUGGUAAGGUGGUACUGAUUGGCGGGCAUUCCCGUCGCGGUAAACCUCGUGGCCCGCCAUGCUCGAAAAGUCUAUCAAAAGCAUUGGACGGUUGUAAAGAUCCAUUGUUUUUAAAUUUCAUCCGCGGGUGCCUUGAGUGGGAUCCAGAGAAGCGUCUAACCCCUGCUGAAGCUCUCAAACAUCCCUGGUUACGGCGACGGCUUCCACGACCGCCACAUGGUGAACCAAUACCAGUGACAAGUGGCGUUAGCGGUGGAAGUAGCUGUGUUGAAGGAACUGUUGAGUGCACCAGCAGUGUAGCAGCAUUAUCCGCGAACGCAUUGGUUGUGACAUCGUGUGCUACUCAUUCUUCAUCAAGUAUUGUGUCUGCUGAAGCCAGUGAACGAUGGGUCAGUAGCAGCAAUAGCACCUGCAAUAAUAUAGCUGUUGCACCUGGUAAUUUAACAUUCUGUGAGCCUAAUGAACGAUGGUUCAACAGCAGCAAAACCAGCUGUAACAAUAGUACUGUCAAGCUUAAAAAUGCAAUUCAAUUACCUUCUUCAGCUGCCAACGGCGGCAUUGGUUCUAGUAGCGGCGGUGGCGUCGGCGGCGGUGGUGGCAGCUCAUCAUGUAGCAGCUCUAGCAAAACAUCAUUUAAUCAAUACACAAUGAGUUUAAAUAAUAGCAUGGCUCAAUCACAAUUUGAUGGUACAGUUUCUUCAGUGCCCGCCGAACACCUUGCCAAACAAAGUUUAUCAAAAGCCUGCGGUGGCGUCAAUCUAGCUGCUUCUGUAGGUAACUCAUCAUUUUCAUCUCAACAUCAACAACAGCCACAAACUAAGCAAACUCGGCAUUUAUACCAUCACAAUCACCACCAUCAUCAUACCACCCACUCGCAUCAGCAUCCUCAUAUGGAACAGCCUGUCUUACAUCAUCAUCAAAACACAGCUCACCUUUCAAUUUGAUCUCAAUGAUUUUUGGAUAGAAUCUUAAAACCUACGGUGGAAAAAAUAAAACAAAAAACAGACAGAUAAAUGUAACGAAAUAACAGUUAACUAAAAAUGUUAACAAAGAAGAUUUUGUAGUCAACAGUAAAAAUAAUAACUUAGUUUUAAGACAUUUAAAAAGCAAGAAGAAUAACUAUAUUCUACAUUGUUAAGACUUGUAUAUUCGUAGGUUGGACGAACAACUUUAAUUACUAUUAGAAUUUGGCUAAGUAUUUUUUUGGAUUUAUGUUUAUUUGGAACCGUUGCGAUUAAAUAUAAAGAUUUUUUUUAAGCCAACCUACGAAGUGUAUAUAAAAGAAAUAUGAGAGCUAAAAAGUGAGAAAACCCCGAAAUUUAGCCCGUUCCUUAUACAACACACUCAUUUAUUCUGAUGUAAAUCUUAAUUUGAAAAACAAUAAUUAUUUAAAUACAUGGGUAUAAAUAUUCGAAAUCGCCCAAUAAGUAAUACUUAAAAUGAUGAAGCAAAGUAUUGUUCAUAAACAAAAGCAAAACACAACCUUCAUAUAUAAACAUUUAUAGCUAUUUAUAUAAAAUAAUCCGCAAAAGCGUUUUGAAUAAUAUUAAUUUAAAAAAAUGAUAAUUGAUUAAAAAAAGAAAGUCAUAUACUUUUCUUGUGAUGAUGGUCUCAUUUUAAUAUAUAUGUACAUUAUAUUAACUACUUUGCCUAAAAUUUAUAUGCUGUCAGUUGCUGUUUAAUAGUAGUGUACUAGUCUUAAGAGGUUUAUAUAUGUCUUGCGGUAUAUAUACAUAUAUAUAUACGAUAUUUAUGUACAGCUACAAAAACGAAACUGAAAAGCUUAUUUUAAUAAUUGAAUCUACUUUAUACUUUGUUCUUAUUAUUUCUUUUAAAUACAAACAAAAUUAAUGUAAUCUUAAUAAUCCUUUAGUUUCAUUAUUUAGAACAAAAACGAAAAAGCUUAUUUUAUUAAAUGAAACUACUUUAGUCAUUGUUCUUAUUAUUUCUUUUGAAUACAAACAAAAUGAAUGUAUGUUUGAUCUAUUUUUUAGUUUAUAUCAUUUCAUGUAAGCAGUUCAUAAAAUUUAUAAAAAUAAAAAAAAUCAAUACAAAAAUAUAAAAAUAUAAGCAUCUUAUCACUGCCGUAACAUCUAAUGCAAAGUAGCUUACAAUUAAGAUCCCUCGUGUGGUGAUAAUAUUAAUAAAAAAUUAAAAAAAUACUUGUAUGACUUCUAAUAUAAUAUAAUGUACACAUAUAUGUAUGUAUAUAUGUAUAUAUGUAUAUAUAUAUAUAUAUAUAUAUAUAUAUGUAUAUAUAUAUAUAUAUAUAUAUAUAUGUAUAUUAAUUAUAAAUACAUAUGUGAAUGAACUUAUUUAUUCAUUAUUAUUAGUUGGCUUAUUUGGUUUUAUUUUAGUUUUUUUUUAACUUGGCAGCAUACACAAAAUAAAUUCACAACACAAAAACUACACCAUUUAUAUCUUUUACUAAAAUAAUGUAAAUACAAAAAUAUUAUCAUAACCUGUAGUUGGUUAAGUAAAGGUAUAAACGAAAAACAAUAUGCUCUCUCUUUUAUAUUCUAAAUUAAUCUUGUUUAACAUAAAUUAAAAAGGAGAACAAAGACCCGUAUCUUUAUUUAUUUGCGUCCAGUACUCAAUUAUUAUCUAGUUUGGUUUGAUUUUUUUUUGCAUUUGAAUUUAAUUGUUUUACAUUGAACAUUGAAAUAUUUUGUUUUGUAUUUGAAUAAUGAAUCAAAUUUGUCCAUAAUUAAUUACAACUUUGACUUCAUGAUCGUUUGAUCAAAUUUUAUUCUUAUACUAUGCGAUCGAACUCAUUUCUUUAAUUCAAAUGAAGAUUUAAUCCUUAUUUUCUUUAAUCUCUCAUCUUUGAAAAUUUUAAUUUUGUAUUUAUAACACAUUAUAACUUUUCAUAUUUACUAUUAUUAACUACAUUUGUCUCUUAAGAUUCUCUUGCGUAAGAAACACGCUCUUUUAUUUAAAAAAUCAGUUAUUGAUGGACGCAAAUAAAUAAUUCCCAUUACAAGGUAAACUAUUAUAGAUUAUUAUUUGCUUUUUUUUUUUCGUUUGUUUCAAAAUGAGAAAACUUAUGUUUGGUGUUAUCGUGUCUUAAAAAUGUAAUGUAAUUUUUGUCUAGCUUAUAAAAAAAAACUAAAUUAAAAAAAGUUGUUCCCUAUCGACGAAUUUGUUUUUAAAGUAAAAUAAAGGAAAAACAAGCAAACAUUUAGUUUAUUUGUGAUAUAAUCUAAUAUAAUACAACAUGUGAAACUUAAAAGUUACUUAUAAAAAACAAAAUGAAUCUUGUAUGUAUAUGACGUAGUGAUGAGUUUUGCCUCUUGUUAGUUAUAUAAGUUUCAUAACUUAAUUAACUGCCUUUACUUUUUUACUCAUUGAAAUUAAUUAUUAUUUUCGAUUUUGGUUAGCUUGCAAAAUCGUAUUUAAAUAUUUAGAAUUUAAAUAUGUUAAUGAUUUUAUUGUAGAUAGAAAUAAGUUAUUUUUCUUAAUUUCGUUUUCUUGUUUUGUUACUAUUUAGCAAUUAAAUAUAAACUGAUUACUGUCGAUAGAAACGUGUUGUUUCCUUUAAAAAAUAAAACCAAGAAAAUAGGCAUACAUUAUAAUAUGUGUCUCAAAGAUUCGGCAUCUCAUUUUUAUUUAAAGGGAAUUAUCUUUGUAUGAAGUCUAGUUAACUCGUUUAUAAUCGUCUAAAUAUGAUUUACUUGCCUAGCAGAAUGUGAUCAUGCCAUAUUUUUAUCGAUCUCAAGCAUUUAAACCCCACAAAAAUGUGAAUAAAAACUUCGAUAUAAAUAAUGACGACACUAAAAGACCAGGAUAUAAAAAAAGGGAUUUCGCAAAAUAACAUUUCCUUUAAGACUUGUUUAUUUUUAUUCUCUUAGCUUUGGACCAUAAUAUGUUUCCAUCGAAGUUAAUAAUGCAGCAUAACGAAAAAAGUAUGUCGCUACUAACGGUAUGCAGCACUUUUUAAAUGAAUUGUUAUUGAAGCAGUUUUUAAUGGGGUAAAGAACUUGCUGCAAGGAAGGCCGUAGGUUCUCUCCUAAAUAUCGGCAGACUACUGCAAUUAUUCUGUUAGAAAUAGUUAUGCUUGAAAAGAGAAUCGAGAGACUUUUAACUUAAAUAUGAGUUACUUUAAGGUGAUGCAAUUUUGACGUCAAACUUUUGUUGUAGUUGGUAGAAAACUUAACUUAUGGUUGUUCUAACCUAGAAUGAUAAAUGUUUGCCAUAAUGGUGAUUUUUUUCUUUUCUUAGCUUUGCAAAAACUUAUUAUAUAAUAAUAAAGCAUUUUUGAGUGAUACACUUACUCAGGCAUGAUAGCAGCAUUAAAGAAAAUAAACGAUGUUUGAUAUCAUUUGACGCUUUAUAUACAAAUUUAAAUAAUUCUGAACAAUUUAUUUACAUCGAACAAAAUUCAUUUAUUUUUUUUAAUUCCCCUUCUUAACAUAUUUUAGAAUUCGGCCUCCCGCGAUAGAUGAUAAUUUUGGAGUUAAUCAUCACACUCAAAUAUUUAUAAAUCUUUUAAAAAUAUAUAAAAAACAA